UUAUCAUUAAAAGUAACAUAAACAAGACGAGAGUAGUUUCUGUCUUGGUGAUCUGGGAGUUUACAGUACAGCUCACAAGGCUGUUUUGCUUUGUUGCUUUGAUUGCGGACUUCGAACUCAAACUGUAGAAGAGAGAUGAAAGCGCUGCCUUCAUCGUCUUCAAAAGGGCCUGUCAAGUUCAGGGUGCCAACAAGGGAGAACUUGGUGCCAAUUCGUCUGGACAUAGAAUUAGAGGAGCAGCGUUACAAAGAUGCCUUCACAUGGAAUCCCACGGAUCCAGACUCUGAGAUUACCAUCUUCGCUAAAAGAACUGUCAAAGACUUGAAGCUUCCUCCUCCUUUUAUUAUGCACAUUGUUCAAUCCAUACAGACGCAAUUGGCCGAGUUUCGAUCCUAUGAAGGUCAAGAUAUGCUGUACACUGGAGACAAGAUUGUGCCUAUUAAGCUUGAUCUUCGCGUGAAUAACACUCUUAUAAAGGAUCAGUUUUUGUGGGACAUGAACAACUUUGAAAGUGAUCCCGAAGACUUUGCUAAAACCUUUUGCGACGAUUUGGGUAUUCAAGACCCUGAAGUUGGACCUGCAGUUGCCUUUGCUAUUAGGGAACAGCUUUAUGAGACUGCAGUUCAAAGUGUAGCUGCUGCAAGAGAAAUCAGAAUGAGUAAAAAGGGACGUCGUGGUGCCGAAUAUGUUCCUGCAAGUAAAGCAGGUGGUACUUCAUUGGAUUUGAUGAAGUUGUUCAACAACAAAUACAGUGUGGUUCGGAAAAGAAAGGAUUGGGAUGUGUAUGGGCCUAUGGUUGAUCUCUUAUCAAAUGAGGAAGUAGAUGCCCUUGAAGCGCGGGAAGAGAGGAAUGCUCGAUCUAUGAUUUGACAAUAUCAGCUGGGAGCAUAUGUAUUGAUUACCAAGAGAAUUGGGAACCCAGUUCUACGAGAUAGGCUAUGUUGCUGCCACAUGCUUCUUGUUUCAAAUGCCAGGAGCUUCAGCUGUAUGCGAAUGACACUUGCCAUUAUUAUGCACCAGUGAAAAUAGGAGUAUUCAAGCCAGUAAAUCCUGGAGGGGCAACACAAGGGAACGCGGCCCUUUGCCUUUUCUAUGUAUUUGAAUUAAUCAAAACUCUCAAACAGAUGGCUUGGAAGUGGAGAGGCAUGUGCUUGUCAAGAGUCAAGUAUCUCAUGCGAUGCUUAAAGAUUUCCUUGCAAGAAUUCUUUGGCAUUAUGAUGGGCAUGUAACAAAUAAUACUGCGAUCAAAAACUGGGAUAUCAAUUCUCUCAACAAGCUGUGUAUGUUAUUACAUUUCAA
Messenger RNA from Populus trichocarpa (black cottonwood), 1299 nucleotides. RefSeq names its product chromatin structure-remodeling complex protein BSH. The record is from RefSeq and is a predicted model, not a curated record. Bases 136 to 870 code for a protein of 244 amino acids. NCBI's taxonomy places the organism in Eukaryota, Viridiplantae, Streptophyta, Magnoliopsida, Malpighiales, Salicaceae. Gene Ontology annotation, cellular component: nuclear chromosome; nucleus. Gene Ontology annotation, molecular function: transcription coregulator activity. Gene Ontology annotation, biological process: chromatin remodeling; regulation of transcription by RNA polymerase II. The transcript is spliced from 9 exons.